Messenger RNA from Ornithodoros turicata, 1482 nucleotides. Its product is annotated as endochitinase-like. The record is from RefSeq and is a predicted model, not a curated record. Lineage: Eukaryota; Metazoa; Arthropoda; Arachnida; Ixodida; Argasidae. The transcript is spliced from 5 exons. Gene Ontology annotation, cellular component: extracellular region. Gene Ontology annotation, molecular function: chitin binding; chitinase activity. The coding region runs from base 111 to 1298 and encodes 395 amino acids. Gene Ontology annotation, biological process: chitin catabolic process; carbohydrate metabolic process.
ACGACCAACCGGAAAGGAAUAAGAACUUUAGACGACGACGAAGAACAUGUGAAGAGGCACGGGAUCAGGAAAACAUUGCAUAGCAAACAGAACAACGACCAUAGGAGAAGAUGACUCUGGAAGGGAACAAGCGUCCUCAUUUCAUCCACGACGACCCAUUCGUAAAAAACACAUGCGUGUACUCCAUCAGCUCUUGCAUGAUCCUGAUACUGGUGUUCUUCAUCGUGCUGCCUGGAGCUCUGAUGCCGUAUCUGAACCGGAUCCGCUUCAUCCGACAGGUGCCUAAGCUGGAGGACAAUUCCACCGAAGAACCACUGUCCGCCGGUCGCCCACUCAUUAUGUGUCAGGUGAAUCCAUUAAGCUUUACUCGAAAGGACCCAUGGCGUUACUCGGCUCAAGAAAUUCCUGUGCAGCUGUGCAGUCAUCUUGUUCUCCCUGUGGUUGGUCUGGGGGACUUUUUCAGCGACCUUCAGAACUACGACAGCCUAAGCCUUCCUCCAAAGCCGUUUCACCUCGAUGAUUUCCUGCGCCUGCGCAAGACAACACCCAGACUGAGGCUCAUCAUGUCCGUAGGCACCUUUCACAAUGCGUCAGCAUUCUUCUACUCUGUAGCAUUGUCACGUGAUCGGAUCGGCGUUUUUGCGAGAAACCUUCUUCGCUGGCUGCUUCUGAACAACCUCGACGGCAUUGUGCUCAACGGCAUGUUUCCAGCACCGUUCAAGAUGAGGAAUGGUAUGAUCCGGCUGCUCAAACGCAUCAGUACGCUAUUCAGGCAUCGAGAGCUUGUGCUUGUCCUUCCACCUGAGACGGAACUAAUCAAGCGACCACUUGCGGGUCAAAAAUUGGGUCACUUCUUCGACUACGCCGUCAUUCCUCCCAUGGCCCAGUUCGAUCACGUCUUUCAAAGUGGCCUGCCUAAAACCAGAAUCAUUGCAGCUAUCGCUUUUGCAGGGGCACACUAUAGUGGCGACGACAAGAAAGGGCUGGCCGGAUCUGUCCCUUACUACGAACUCUGUCAAAGGAAGGGCAACGCGUCGGAGCAGAACAAGACAACGACCGUAGCCCCGGCGAAUCCUUCUUUUACCGACCCUGACACCUUGGAGACCCACAUCGCCCAGCUCGUGCUGCAGGAUGUAGCUGGAUUUUUUGUGUGGGACGUGAGUGUGGAUGACGUCAUCGGCAUCUGUGGUCGCAAGCACGUGCUUCUGGAAACUGUCUACAACACUUCCGUAACGGCCAAUUCUCAACGCUCUCGUUCGGCAGUCCGCGCGGGAAGGUCCUCCGAGGAGAAUGCAUGACACACACGUUUCUCGCAAGUAAAAGGAGGGACAUGUCACAUGCAUCGCGAUGAAUAAACGUCAGGCACGAAUUGGCGUGUCAAUUAACGUCAGUUGUCAGAACCAAAAUUCAAAGAGUGUAUAGAGGCCAUCUAAGGCCAUUGCCACCCGGUACUUCUUCAAUAAAGUUCAGGGAGUACAACGA